UCGAUUGCAACAUCGUUGUGCGUGCAGCCCUGUCAGUUGUAUAACCUCAGCCGAAAAUCUUUUAUUGUCGCUUGCAGCAGCUCGAAAUCGUACAAAUAAACCCAAAACAAUGGCUGGCGAAGGCGAGAAACUGACCGGCCUGUCGAAAAUCUUCAAUGGCACCACCAUGGCCGGCCGUGCAAACGUGGCCAAGGCCACGUAUGCCGUGAUGGGCCUGCUGAUUGCCUACCAGGUGCUGAAGCCCAAGAAGAAGUAGAGAGCUCGCUUCAUAUGCGUGCCCACCAGCAGCUGAGGAUGAUGCGGAUGAUGAGCCGUCGCCAGACUCUGGAUCUAUGGCGCUGCUGCUGCCGGCAAACAAGAACACUCCGGCAGAAGACGUUCCCUGUGCGGGGGCGUGUAUAUUUUAUGUGUAGUGCAAGGCCUUGAAGGAAUAAAUAAGUUGAGAAUGUAACACACUGAAA
Messenger RNA from Drosophila kikkawai, 461 nucleotides. RefSeq names its product ATP synthase membrane subunit K, mitochondrial (gene Neb-cGP). Lineage: Eukaryota; Metazoa; Arthropoda; Insecta; Diptera; Drosophilidae. The record is from RefSeq and is a predicted model, not a curated record.